UCAAAUCAAAUGUAAAUUCAAUUAAAAUUUGAAUCUCUCUCUCUCAUCUCAGCUCCGCGGUCAGACAAGAAGAAGAGAGGAGGGAGGGUUAGGGCAAACCAUCCCUCACCUCUCUCUCUCUAAAACUAGGGUUUACCAUCUCUUCUCUCUCUAAAUUCUAGGGUUUUCAGAGAGCUCCCCUCAAACGGCCCCUAAUUUAUGCAAUAAUAAUUGAGGAAAAUGAGUGGACAAAUCCCUCCAGCUCCGAGACGGAACAGUUUGGUUCAGAAGCGAAAUCAAUCGACUGUGAAGAAAUCUUCGAUUCAAUCCGAGAACGGAACCACCAAUGGCGGGACCCUUUCCAAACCCUCCUCCCCUAAGCAAGCGCCUGUUGGUGGCGAAAGGACGGUCAAGAAACUGAGGCUAUCGAAAGCCCUCACUAUUCCGGAAGGGACCACUGUUUCCGAUGCUUGUCGGAGGAUGGCAGCUUUGGUUGCCCCUGUAGACGCUGUUUUGUUAACUGAUGCAAAUGCUUUGCUUUCUGGCAUAGUCACUGACAAGGACAUUGCAACUAGAGUUAUAGCAGAGGAGUUGAGGCCAGAGCAGACAAUAAUUUCAAAGGUUAUGACAAGGAACCCUAUUUUUGUCAAUUCGGACUCACUGGCAAUUGAGGCUCUUCAAAAGAUGGUCCAGGGAAAAUUUAGGCAUCUCCCUGUUGUAGAAAAUGGUGAAGUUAUUGCCUUGUUGGAUAUUACAAAGUGCCUCUACGAUGCUAUAUCCAGGAUGGAGAAGGCUGCAGAGCAAGGUAGUGCCAUUGCAGCUGCAGUUGAAGGGGUGGAGCGCCAGUGGGGGAGCAAUUUCUCUGCACCGUCCGCUUUCAUAGAAACACUCCGAGACCGAAUGUUCAAGCCCUGUUUGUCAACUAUUAUUGCUGAAAAUGCCAAGGUUGCAAUAGUAUCACCGUCAGAUCCUGUCCAUGUUGCUGCCAAACAGAUGCGAGAGUUGAGGGCUAACUCCGUCGUUAUUGCCACUGAGAACAAGAUUCAGGGGAUACUAACUUCAAGGGAUAUUCUUAUGCGAGUUGUGGCCCAAAACCUUUCUCCUAUGUUGACUUUGGUGGAAAAGGUAAUGACGCCCAACCCUGAGUGUGCAACAUUAGAGACAACAAUCCUUGAGGCUCUGCAUAUCAUGCAUGAUGGCAAGUUCUUACAUCUUCCUAUUGUGGACAAAGAUGGAUAUGUUGUCGCUUGUGUGGACGUUCUCCAGAUAACUCAUGCGGCAAUUUCCAUGGUUGAUAGUAGCUCUGGAGCUGUUAAUGAUGUGGCAAACACAAUGAUGCAAAAGUUUUGGGAUUCAGCACUUUCCCUAGAGCCACCAGAGGAUUAUGACAACCAGAGUGAGAUGUCUAUGUCUGCAGUAAACACAUCAGAUGGGACAGAACUCGGGAGGUAUCCAUCUCUUGGUCUUGGGAAUUCAUUUGCCUUCAAAUUCGCCGACCACAAGGGUCGCGUACACCGAUUAAAUUUUGGCACUGAGAACUUAGGUGAGCUUGUUUCUGCUGUUAUGCAAAGGUUCGGUGAUGUUAGUGAUCAAGGCCGGCCUCAGCUUUUGUAUGAAGAUGACGAAGGUGAUAGGGUUCUCCUUACAACAGAUGGUGAUCUUGUUAGUGCCGUUAGCCAUGCCAGAUCAGUGGGUCUAAAGGUUUUGAGAUUGCAUUUGGAUGUUUCUGAUUCAAGUCAACAAAAGGCGGGACAAGAAUUAUGUACAACCACCACCAGUGAGAAAACCGGGUGGCUAACACCCCGCUCUGGAAUUUUGGCUGGCGCAGUUGCUCUGACAGGCAUUAGUGUGUUGGUCUACUUAAAGCGUAAUGACCUUUGAUUUUCUGUUGAUCUGUUGAAAGGAAACGUACAUCUCGAGAUGUUUUCUUGGGAAGAUAUUCGACAAUAACUGAAGAUGGAAAGUAGCUUCAGGUCUCAUAGCCUAUAGAGUUGGCAGUGUUGUAUAAUAGUGAACUACAAAUGAAACAGUGGGAGGACAAGGCGCAAAUAUAUAUUAGCAAGGGGAGUUUGAAUGUUUUGUUUACUUUUGCGAGCGGAAGGGGCAAAAAGAGCUAGAGUGUAUGUACACUCGUGCACGUGUUUUAUGUCGAGUGGCGGGGGUGGUGAAUACAGCAGUACGUUGUGGCCUUGUUUUAAGUGGGUGAAAACCUUGGAUAAUCUUUGUAGUGAAUAUCUAAGGGCAUGAAUUACAAUGACUUUGUCCCAUGAAUGUGAAAUCUCUCCCCAGAUUGCAUUGCA
Molecule: messenger RNA, 2279 nt
Organism: Camellia sinensis
Lineage: Eukaryota; Viridiplantae; Streptophyta; Magnoliopsida; Ericales; Theaceae
Product: CBS / octicosapeptide/Phox/Bemp1 (PB1) domains-containing protein
Molecular function (GO): protein binding
Source: RefSeq, a predicted model, not a curated record